AUGACUGAGGGCCUUGUUCUGGGGGCCUACUCGGGCGGGAAGGAUGGAGGCGCGUCCCAGCUCACCAGCGCCGGAGAUGCUUUCGACGGGCUCGUGUCCGGGAGGCUGAGGGAGCUGCUGGCGCUACCCUUUUUGUGUUCUAGGUCCGGGCCACCUUUGAAGAAGGGCAAAGCACGCCUAUUUCAUGGUUUGCAUCAGGACUUCCCGAGCGUGGUUGUGGUUGGCUUGGGCAAGAAGAAUGCUGGAGUAAAUGACCAAGAAAACUGGAAUGAAGACAAGGAAAACAUCCGUGCAGCUGUGGCAGUUGGAUGUAGACAGAUCCAGGAUCUGGAGAUCCCCCGUGUUGAAGUGGACCCGUGUGGAGAUGCUCAGGCAGCUGCAGAAGGGGCUGUACUUGGGUUGCACGAGUACAACGAGCUGAAGCAGAAAAAGAAAACUGUAGUUACUCCUCAGCUGCAUGGAAGUGCUGAAGGUGAAGCCUGGCAGAGAGGCGUCCUCUAUGCCGAGGGUCAGAACCUCGCUCGGUACCUCAUGGAGGCUCCAGCCAACUUCAUAACGCCCACCAAAUUCGCCGAGUGCAUUGAGCAGAAGCUGCGUGGUUUCAGCAGCACCGUGAAGGUCCAUGUAAGAACAGAGUCUUGGAUAGCAACACAAGAGAUGGGAGCAUUCCUGAGCGUAGCCAAGGGUUCGGCCGAACCUCCCGUGUUCCUGGAGAUUCACUAUUCCGGUGCUGCUAAUACCAAUGACUCUCCAUUGGUGUUUGUAGGAAAAGGAGUUACUUUUGACAGUGGGGGCAUUUCCCUGAAGCCUUCAUCAGGGAUGGAUGCAAUGAGAGCGGAUAUGGGAGGAGCAGCGACCAUAUGUUCUGCCAUAGUGACAGCAGCAGCCUUAAAGCUACCUCUUAACAUAGUUGGUUUGGCACCCCUCUGUGAAAAUAUGCCCAGUGGUAAGGCAAACAAGCCUGGGGAUGUAGUUAGAGCCAAGAAUGGAAAAACAAUACAGGUUGAUAACACAGAUGCAGAAGGGAGACUGCUGCUGGCUGAUGCUCUCUGUUACGCCCACAGUUUUAAUGCAAGGGCUAUCGUGAAUGCUGCAACCUUGACAGGUGCCAUGGACGUAGCUCUAGGGUCUGCUGCGACCGGCGUGUUCACAAACUCGACCUGGCUUUGGACUCACCUGUACGAGGCCAGCAUUUUGACGGGAGACCGAGUUUGGAGAAUGCCGCUGUUUGAGCAUUACACGAAGCAGGUCACAGACUGUGCGCUGGCCGACCUGAGCAACGUCGGCAAGUACAGCAGGGCCGGAGGCGCCUGCACAGCCGCUGCCUUCCUCAAGGAGUUCGUGAGGGCGCCGCACUGGGCGCACCUGGACAUCGCCGGCGUCAUGGCCAACAAGGACGAGGUGCCCUACCUGCGCAAGGGCAUGGCCGGCCGCCCCACGCGCACCCUCGUGGAGCUCGCCGCCCGCCUGGCGCGCGACGCUGCCUGA
This is a messenger RNA of Tinamus guttatus (white-throated tinamou), 1488 nucleotides long. The record is from RefSeq and is a predicted model, not a curated record. Lineage: Eukaryota; Metazoa; Chordata; Aves; Tinamiformes; Tinamidae.